AACCACUGCUACUUUAUUAGUAUCCAUGGAAUCGAUCUCGUAUCUACGUGGAACUAAUUUCCUUUUAGUUUCUUAUGUGCCGUUUUUUGGACAUUUAUGUAACAAUGUUGCGGUUUUAAUACAUUAUCUCAUAUAUUACCUAUCAGUUGAGUAACCAUGUCUAAUACUGAUGACUUAGCAACCCGGUUGAUAGAGCUACGUGACCACUUGAAAUCGAUUGCUAACACUUAUAGCACACUUUGCGUAUACUUAAGGGGUAUAGAUUCACUAUCCGAAUUUGUAACUUCUGAUUAUUACGAGGUAGAAUCUGCCUCUGGUGAGAUGGUUAAACGUCUCCAUGAGUGGCGCUCCGUAGAACAUCGUGUUUUUGAUGCUUUGAAGCAUCACAUGAAUCGUAAAUUCCAAUCAUAUAAAUGCGCUGAAAGUGCUUUUAUGUCGGCCUUAGAGGCUUCUAGAUCCAAUACUCCUCCUAAGCGUGACUGUGGCAUUCGUCUUAAGGUGCAUCGUUUUAAGCAAGGGGUGAUUGCUAUGAAAUUUGCUAAUGAAGCUCGUCGUCGUGUGACCAACAUUGCUGAUUUCAUAGUUGAGGUUAAGCGGCAAACUGGCCAUGCUCCUGACGAUUAUGUGGAUAAUUUGGUUAUACUUCAUUCAUUGGCGGGGUGGGCAAAGGCUGUGAUUAAUGAUUGUGUCCGCUGCACUUCAAGUUCUGCUGAUAAAUUCAAGCAUGAGGAAUCUAACGGUCAGAUUCUGUACACCACGGAUGCAAUUCGCCGCAUUUUAAAAUUUUGCGCGAACAAUACGGUUGAACGAAAACCCGAUGUUGAUAAGCUAUCUCUCAUGGUCAAGGACAUGCUAAUGCAAUCCACGAUACUAAUAUCGCCGGCUGCUCAAGAAGACAAGCGCAACAUGCCAACAUCUCAUAUUACCUAUUAUCUUUUUAAUGUGUUGAAUGAUAUUAACACCAUAGACAGCGAUGGGAAGAAUUUAGAGCCAUUGCAUAGGGUAUACAAUAGUAUAACGCCUCGCCUAAAACUUCCCACUCCAAUGCACGUUUAUCAGCAUCAGGAGUACUUUUGCAAUUUAUCUAAAUCUAUCACCUUCGUCACUCGCAUUCACGCAUUACAGCAACAGGUAUUGCGGACGGUAUGCGCCUCAUGGGCAAAUGAGCUAUUAGGCCACAUUCUAGCUAUACUGGAUCGCAAUAAUAAAGACACAUUGGAUUUGAGUUCCAUUCUUAUGGCUAUUAGAGCGUGCCACUACAUAUGUAAUCCUGGCCGUAAGCGUUUGUUAGGUAUAUGGGACCAUCCUCCCUUUGAUAAAUGAUAUUGGUACUGGGC
Molecule: messenger RNA, 1337 nt
Organism: Babesia bovis T2Bo
Lineage: Eukaryota; Apicomplexa; Aconoidasida; Piroplasmida; Babesiidae
Exons: 1
Coding region: 157-1323 (388 amino acids)
Source: RefSeq, a predicted model, not a curated record